CAGAAGGAUAACAAAAACCAAGGAAGUCAAAAGAACAAAAACACAAAGAGUCCAAAAAACAGAGAAAGUCCUGGUAGGACAUGACAACAACUAGCAGCAGCAUUCAAACAUAAACAUCAACAUCAACAUGUCAGUGACAACAGGUCAAUCCAAUGCAUUACAUUUUAUUAGAAAUGCACCCAUACCGAUGCUGAUAUUGGAUAUCAGUCCAAUACUGACUCAAAUAGCUGGAUCAGGUAUUGGUGACAUUGCACCGAUCUGGUAUCAGAUACCAUUAUUUUAAUAAAUAACAAUUCAGUAAAUCUAUGUCUAUGUAUUUAUUUGUUACAUUUUGUUUUAUAAAGUUAGGAAAGCAAUAUUUAAGUCAAGCCUGAUUAUGCCUUACACAUAAAAGAAUGAUCCAAGUCUCUUCCACACAGUGAGGCAUACAGCUUAUUAAUUAAACACUGGUAUUGGAUCGGUACUCGGUAUCGGCCCAAAGCCCAGGUUUCGGGAUCAGUAUCAGGACUGAAAAAGUCAGAUCAGUGCAUCCCUAUAUUUUAUAAGUCAAUUACAUGUUUUGUAUGUAAAGUAGUAAAGUAGUAACUAUAACUGACUAAUCUAUGUAGUGGAGUAAAAAGUAUAUUUGAUAUUUCACUCUGUAGUGAAGUAAAGUAAAAGUACCAUGAGAUGGAAAAACUCAAGGUCAAAAUUGUAGUAUAUUACUUGAGUAAAUGCACUUAGUUACUCUACACCACUGGCAUUACCUGGGAGAUUUGACUUUCAGUCAACUAAUGAGACAUUAUCAGUUAAACAUGUCAGCUUCCUUCUCAAAGCCCUCUUUAUCACAGCGCCAUUCAUUUCAGUACUGGUGAUAGCUGCUGUAUAGGCUACUAGUGAAUGAACCAAAAAUAGGUGUUAGUCAUGGAAGUGACAUAUUUAAAGGAGAGGAUGACUGCACUAGCUCCAAAAAAUGUAUUGUAUCACAAAUGUUUCAAAGCAAGUUUAACACACAUAGAAAUAUAAUCAUAUGACCUGGUGCAAUUACCUUCUUAACAGCAGACAGAUUUUCAUAGUUCACUGUAACAAAUUGCUGUAAAAAUAAAGCCAAAUUCCAAAAGUAAGGUACUGUUCUUUCUGUAUAUGGUAAAAUACUGUAAAUUCUGAUGCUCUUUGAAACCAAAACCAAGAACGGACAUUAACAGUAGGCUACUGUAAGAUUUGACGUAAAAUACAGUAUUUUCGUUUUCACCACCGCAGUAGUGGAGUGACAGAGGCCACAUGCAACCAUCAACAUCAUAUAAUCACCAUUCAUCCUCCGUUGUGGAAUCAAACCAAAAGACUGUAUGGUUGGAACAGAGGAGAACAGGGGCCAGUGGGGGAAAGUAAUGCCUAAGAAGACAAACAAGCUCUCAGUGAAUCCUCAUCACCUCUCUUCUGAAGAACUUGACAUCACUUCAUUAAGGUAAGUUGGUGUCCUCGUUUAAAAUGUUUCUCUCUCCCUUUCAAUUGUUUCAUUUCUCUUUCUCUCACAAUUUUCAUUCUUGUUUCUUUCUCACUCAGUGAGAGUGAGAGUGAGUGCCAAUUAUAAUAGAGGACAUUUGAAGGCAUUACAAAUUUUGUUAUCCUGCAGUCUGUUUAUUCGUGCUUUUAUAUUUUUAAACAGUAGUUUGCUUGCAGCUCAGGAUAUUAAAAUUAAUAAUUUACGUUGACCCCCUUUGAAAGGGUAUGGGAAUUAUUUUUUCAGACAUACUUGAAUGUACUUGGCAUAUUUGAAAGCUUUUGAAUAAAUGUUCAGUUCCAUAAAGUUGUCACUUGUCUCAUCCUCUUUUGUGCCAGAUGUUAAGGGUUACACAUUUUAAAUGUAUAACUGAGCUGAUCUCAUUACUAGACCAUUAAGAUUGAAGACACAUUGUUAUUUACAGUAUAUGUCUGUAAUUUACAGUUGUUUUUACUAAUAUGAAUAAGAUCAAACUUUUCAGUUGUUUACUGUAACAUUUACAGUAAGAAACUGUUUAUAGAUUACAAUAGCAACACUGUAAAAAUACAAUAUAUUACUGCAGGCCAAGCUGCAGUAUCAAACCGUAAACCUCACAUUCUACAGCAGAAUACUGUAAUACGUUUUACAGCACUUAAUUGUUAAAGUAAAUUACGGUAGUGAAACUGUAAAAAAAUACUGUACUGUAAUUUUACAGGGAAAUUUGUUACAGUGUUUGAAAAGUUAUUACUAAUGACAUUAAUGAAGCAUUCACAAUACCAGGACCUUGAAACAGAAGCAUCUAAAUGGAAUUCAGCCAACAGUGAUUUUAUUGUUUAAAUCAAAAAACGCCUAUUAGUCACAUCAUGGCUCCACACACACCUCCUCAGAGGGAGAGAUGAAUGAAUUAGGCCUAAGCCACAUUGUUUUGGAAAUAAAAACAAAGUUGUUGCCCACUGAUAUCCAAACACACAUCUCUUCCUGGCUCUCUCCAUAUUGCUCUGUUAGUAGCUACUACAACCCACAAAUGUUGAAGUGCAGUUUUAUACGACCAGUGUGGCUAGCUACUAGACCUAAAUCACAUUUGAUUGGAUGAACUUUUGUAAACGCCCCUGAGUACAGGAUGAGUCAUCACACAUUUGAAACCAUUUUACAGGAAGGAAAAAGACAGGGAUUUGAUGUAAAAAUAGUCUGAUACUGAUUUUUUGACAUAUAUAUAGCAAGAUAUAAAUGAACAAAUAAUACAGGGACAUGGGAUUAAAACCUGGAAAAUGUAUUUUUCAUUUCAUGGCGCCUUUAAAAGGUUCUUCUGAGUUCAUCAUCAAAUUCACACAUUUACAAAACAUUACAAAAAAGUUGAAAAAAAAUAUAUCAACAUUUUGACAACAAGAGACAUAACUUGAAAACUAAGCCUCUUAGAGUAUGUCCCACCAUUUUUUACAGUCUAUGGUCCCAACAAUGUUCUGUUUUACUCAGAUACUAUAUAUAGUAUAUUGCACAUAUACUCAUCAAUGGAUCCUUUAUAAAAAGUUAAACUGGACAUCUCUAUCUCAUGAGAAUAGCAACUCUUCCUCCUUUUCAUUUAUGAAUCUUUGAUCUAACACCUACAUACAGUACUGUGCCAGCCUCCUGAAGUAUUGCAGAUUCAGUACAACCUACUUGUGUAUAUAAUGUCAGAAAAUGAUGAUUGAUUGAUGAACGUUAUAAUCUCCAAGAGCACAAGAUGAUGUUCAACCAAAUCAUUACAUUUGUGAAGCAGGAACCAGCAAAUAUUAGACAUUUUGUCUUGAAAAAUGACUUAAACAAUUAAUUGAUUAUUAAAAUUAUUGGCAAUUAAUUUUCUCUCAUUUGACUAAUUGAUAAAUCAGGUAAUUGUUUCCAUACUAUCUGGGUUUAGGACCACUGAGGGAAAUCAGCCUUUAGUUGUUUUUCAGCAUACAAAUGCAAUAACCACCAGAACACUGCUGGAUUUUUGUUGGACAAUUUGCCUCAAUUAUCAAAAAGUUACCAGCUCAGUGUGACCGUUUAUGCUGAUAUCCUUUUCCUUAUUAGCACUUAUUUAUCAUCUUCUAGCCAUUGCUUUUUUAUCGUCUUGGUUUGUUUCAUCAUGUAUUUCUUUGCGAAAGAGUGCCUGAUUGGUGUGAGUUUCCCAUGAAUUCCUCAAUCAAUCAAGCGCUGUGGUGGGGUCAUUAGAUGUAGAUAUAUGUUCUGCUCAACAGCCUCUGGACUGACACUGAAUGGCUGUAUUUGUCACUUGUCUUGUAAUUACAUCCUUCUCACGCAGGGCUCUAUCAAACAGGAUCUGUUUGCACAUGAUCUCCUCCCACAUGAUGACAUGAGAUACAUUUGGCUCUUGUCAGCAGUAUUGUCCAUGUUGUCCUGAAAAGAACUAUCUGUUACUCACUGCCAUCCCCACAGUUGUUUUUUGCUGGAGUUAUAGGAAAACCACUAAGAUCAACGCAAAAUGCAGUUGGCUUACAUGUUCGAAGAAGCUCAUCCAAAAGAAACAAUGUAAAGUUAGCACAGGUCAUAAUUCAAACUCAAAACCACUGAAUUCUCUCCAUCAUCUCGUUCAGCUUUUCUGCAUGAGCCUGAGCGUGUCCACCGUAGAUUAUUCUUCAAACAAAAAAGUAGAUAUCGCAAAAGUGUUGGGUGUAGCUACUGUAAACUGAAUCAUAUAGGGUCGCUUUCUGCUCUGGCAUCAUGAACAGAGUUUUAAGACUAAAUUUAAAGGUAAUUACUAUGACAGUGAGGAGAGAAAACUGAAAUAACCCUGAGCUUUUCAAAGCUGUCAUUAUCAUUGGAAUUGUAAUGACAAGGUUUGGGUCUCUUCAAUGGACUUUUUGGGGUAGGACACCCACAAACAUGGCAUUCCUGAGGUUAACAUCGCAGCAUAUUAAUGAUAUAUUGCACAGUGUAGAUUACAAAGCUGGGGUCCCUUCUCAUGCUUUACGGUUUCAGUUAACUUGAAAGAAAAUACCAAAUCUUGUAUUGAGACUACCUCUCCUUUAAAACAUUGUGUUUGUAAUAUGCUGUGUCAUGUCAUAGAUAGGCACCUCACACACUGUAAGUACAGUAGCAGUUACAAGACGUCCCAACACGAUUUAGCAACCUGUUUUAGAUUUUCCAAUAGUUUAUUGUAUGUAAUUUUAUAUUUCAAAAUUUUCUGUUGUAAAAUCUACAUUCAUGUGGAAUUUUAAUAGGGAAGUCCCUAUUUCAACAAAAUGUAGGUGUGUUGACAACUAAGACAUAGUGUGAUUCAUUGCAGGUGGAUCAAGAUGGAUUAACGUUGUCCAGGAUGUGUCUGAACGUUUCCAGCAAGCAAAUAUCUUACGAUCUUAUCUUAAGAUUGAACAAACACACUGUUCUAUAAAACUAUUCUUACCUACACAUUUUAACUCAGAUUUUAUCUAUCACAUUAUCACACUGUUAACAUGCAACCAAAGACAUCUAUGGGCACAAGUCAGCGAGAGGUCCUGCACAUGUACGCUUUGAUAGGGGCGAACGACCAUUCUGGUGAGCCACAGGAUUGAAAAAAGUAGCCACAGUAUUUAGAAAAAAGGAAGGAGGAAAGAAAGUCCAAUAUUUUUAGUCCAAAUUACAGUGUUGGAACAGUGCUUUGCACAGUUGAGUGUCCUGGGAGGGGAAUGGCAUGAUGGGUGAACACUGGUGCCAAGCCCCACCCUCCCCACAUUGUCCUCUCCGUGGACUUCCUGCACUCAUCUGCCCAUCUGCAGGACCUCUGCCCUUCCCUUACCCUCGUGGCUAGGCUGGCCGACAGUUCGGUUUCUGCCUCAGUUACCCGCUGCAUGAGGUGAAACGGUAUAAGCACAUGUUAGGUCAGGAUUGGGACAGGGUCAGUUCCCUAGGGAUGCUUCAGCUGCCAGACUACCAGCGCCUCUUGUUUCAGAUCUCUGUCCUCAUCCUGUUGAUACAAAGUGGGUGAAAAAUAUCACAGCCCGGUACAAAUCUCAGUUCAAGUGAGGUCUCUGAGUUGCUCUGCCUCUGUGCCCAUCCUGCACUAAAACUAGUGAUCCUGAACAUUUCUUGAGAAAGCAUUAGCUGAUAUGCUACAGCAUGUAGUAUGAUACCAUGCCAGCCACCCACCUAAAUUGGAGAAACAGCCACUCAUGCUUUUCAUGCAUUCUCUUGUGAAACUUGCCUUGCUGCCCAAAUAUUUUUCCCUUGGAAAACCUGUGGUUAACACAAGGAUGAGUGGGAGUGAGAUGAUUGCUAACAUUCUUUUAACUUUUAUGCCAGCUGGAGUGCAGGUCGCAUUUGCAUAUUUUAAGGUCGGUGAAACUGCUGCAGAUUUAAUGUGGUGAUUAUUGCAGGAUCAUGAAAGGGAGGCUGCAGAGGAUUUUUUUUUUAAUAAACAUGCAUGAUUCAUUCCAACCACUGAACAUGAUUUAGCUGAGGUUGUAAUACAUAAUAAAACAAAACCAAAAUCCAUUCUACCUGCAAUAAUGAGCCACUUUUUAAAGUUGAAAUAUAGUACUUUUGGUGUUUUGUCUUGAUGACAUGCUGUUUAAUGCCAUCCAUGCAAAGCCCCAAAGUGUUUCAAUAAAUCAAAACUUACUUACAUUUUUGUAAAGUUUUAUUCCAAAAUGAAUGUGAGCAUUAGAAAAUUGUAAUAUUUAAGCUGCUUCAAAACUGUAGUAGGCUAAUUUAUUUCAUAAUUUAUGUGCCUUUAUAACAUCCAAAUAGAAACUUGAAUCACUCCUAAUUUAGACAGAAGCCCAAAUUUGAGCACAUAAGUUGUGAAAGUCCAAAAAGUUUCUUGGUGAAGAAAUUUCUAGGGCAAGUUUCUACGCAAGUCCUAAAUAUACUCAUAAAAUGUAUUUCAAGACCAUUUGAGUUUUUUUCAGAGUGAGACAUUCAUUUUGACUCCUUCAUUAACCCCAUUCUCCUCUCCCAGGAGAGUUUUGGCUUCAGAAUAUCCAGUAAAGAUGAGGAGGGGAAAAACAUAGCCAAAAAUAAUUAUCCUCCUCCUCCUUAAAAAAAGAAGAGGGAAAUGCUGUUGGUAGGCAGGUAGUCUCCAGCCCAGCUCCCAGGAGGGGGGGACUCCUGAUGGAGUUGGGAUGGACCGCUACGGGAUUGGUGGAUGGCUGCUCUCCGUGUGGCCCCAUGCCAAGCCCUUAUGUCUUUAUAUACUGUAAACAGAUGACCGGACAGUCCUGAGAGUGCAUCGCAUCCACUCUGCUUCUCUCCAUCUUCACUGCUCUCUCUUCAGGGCCCAGGUCAAUCUGUGAGAAGGCUGCGCUUUACUCCAGCAUCCACCAGGGCUUCUUCUCCUCCUCAGCUCUUCCUUUUUUUUUUUAAAUACUCUUGUUGUUUCUUCUCUCCGGUGGUGUGAAAACAAUGGCCACGCCGAGCCCGUUUCUCACACUUUUCGUGUGGCUCCUGGCUGGGAGCCUCUUAGCGGAGGCGACUUACUACCGGCACCACCGCCUUUUCCACCACCUCUACCGAUACCGGGAGCAUUCCGCCAACACGGAAAACCUCCUCCCUGAGGUCUCCAACCCGGUGGCCGAAGUCUCACAGCCGAGCCACCCCGAUAUUCCCGAGGUCUUCCACCCGGCGCCUGAAGUCAUCCACCAUAUGCCAGAGGCUUUCCAACCGGUGCCCGAAGUCAUGCAUCCUGCACCUGAGCCUUACCAUCCACCUGAGGCUUUUCAGACCGUAUCUGAAGCCUCCUCCCCCGUCAACAUGAGCCGGGUUUUCUAUGGGAUCAUGUUUGACGCUGGGAGCACAGGCACCAGGAUCCACAUCUACAAGUUCAUCCAAAAAGACCCUGUUGAGCUGCCAGUUCUGGACAAUGAAAUGUACCAUGCAGUGAAGCCUGGACUGUCUGCCUAUAAAGACAACCCUGAGGAGGGUGGCAACACCAUCCGACAGUUGCUGAAGAUUGCUAAGAAGACAGUACCAGAGGAGGAGUGGAAGAGGACCCCAGUGGUCCUGAAGGCCACGGCGGGUCUGCGUCUGCUGCCUGAAGACAAGGCAAAUGCUCUUCUGAAGGAGGUGCGAGAGGUAUUUGCUGAAUCCCCCUUCUUUGUGCCAAACAGCAGUGUUACCAUAAUGAAUGGAACAAAUGAAGGAGUCCUUGCCUGGGUCACAGUGAACUUCCUCACAGGUCACUUGUAUUCCAACACAAGGAAGACAGUGGGGAUCCUGGAUUUGGGUGGAGGAUCUACACAGAUCACAUUUCUUCCCAAGUCAAAGAAAACAGUUCAGUCUGCUCCCCCGAGUUACAUCGCCAAUUUCAACCUGUUCAACAACACAUAUCAACUCUACACACACAGCUACCUUGGAAAUGGACUGUAUGCGGCUCGAUUGGCAACUCUUGGAGCAUUAGGAGCCGAUGGUCUAGAUUGGAAAAUCUUUACUAGUUCUUGCCUCCCGAAAAAGUUCAGAGAAGAUGUGACUUUUGGAGGAACCACCUACAAAGUUAGCGGGAUUCCAGACGGCUAUGCAGGCUAUAAGCUGUGCUACUAUGAGGUGAUGAAGGUCAUCAAAGGAAUAGUCCUUCAGCCUUACGAAGUGAAAGGCAGCAGUGUUUUCUACGCUUUCUCCUACUACUUCGACAGAGCUGUGGAGUCUGGUCUCAUUGAUGGCAGCCGGGGUGGUGCAAUUGAAGUCAGGGAUUUUAAGAAGAGAGCCAAAGAAGUGUGCAACAAAAUGACCAAAUACCGUGCUAUCAGCCCCUUCCUCUGCAUGGAUAUGACAUAUAUCACUUGCCUGUUAAAGGAGGGCUUUGGCUUCAAGGACAGCACUGUGCUGCAGUUAGCCAAAAAGGUGAACAAUGUGGAGACAAGCUGGGCCCUAGGUGCAACCUUCGACUACUUCAGAAACCUCAACAUCCACUAAGGGCAGCUUGCUGUCGUUGCAGCCGGCACUGAGAGGGACAGUCUGUCACUGUGAGGCUUCCCUUCCUCCAUCCACCCUCGAUCAGCCUGUCCCCUCACAGACACACCCGGUCCCACCAUGCCCCUCCUCUUUCCCUUAACCUCAGCACCCUGCCGAACACUCCGAGAACUGUUGAAAAAAAAGAAAUCACUAUAUUUUUAUAAGGCCAGCUAUUUCUACUGUAUGUCAAGCUCAUGACUGGUGGGCUAACUUUUUUUUUUUGUAAAACGUUUACAUUUUUGAUUCCUUAUGGGUGUCUGAGUGUCUUUAUGGGUGUCUUUAUGGGUGUCUGAAGUGGGUGUCUUCCUCACCUACAUGUAAAGUGUGUAGGCAGUAGUUUAGAAACAAUACAGCCAGUCCUGGUAUUUUGGUGCUUACUGUGGUCCUGGUGUGCACUGUACACACAGUGGAAUUUAUUAAGAGAUUGGUGCUGGAAGUACAACUAUUUGUCUUUCUAAAUGCUUGUUAAUCAAUCUUCUUGUUAUUUUAGCAGUAAAUUAUUUUACAGGACCCUAAUUCAUUUCCCCCUAGCCUUAGACAAGUUAGACAUAAUUGGAAAUAGAGCAGUUGACGACCAUACAGCUUCUUUUCUUCAGUUUUUGCACAUAACACUUUAAUUGCAGAUAUUGUAGCUAAGACAUGAUCAGUUGCUUUGGUGUCGUCUACAGAGUUGUAUAUAUUCAUCAAGUAGUGUUGGAUUCACCAUGAAUCAGAGAGUGCAGUGAAGAGAUAGCUCUCACAGAGUGUGCUGUAUAGCUGUCGCAUGUAUGAUGUUAAUGCCUCUGUUUUUAAAGUUCAGCCAUUAUUGUUUGUUUUGUCUAGAUUGGAACAGUCCUUAUCAAGCAUGGUUAAAUUGCAGGGCCCCCCAAAUCUGAACCGUAUAUUAGACUAGCAAUGGAAAAACCUUUCAUCAAGGGUAGAUAGUGUUAACAACAUAAUCUACAGCUUUUAAAUACAGAAAAAAAUGUUAACAGACAUGUUAAAAAAAGUUUAAAACCUUCAUUUGUAGGGAUGUAGUUGGUUGCUCAAAAGCAAUAAUUAUAUUGAAUUCUGUUUGUCAUUUUUCUUGUGAACUGUACAAAUAUUUAAAUAACUGAAAGUUUAAUAGAGUAGAAAGUUUUAAUAUAGAGUAUUUUAAUUACCAUUAUCAACAUUAACUUUCUGUGCAUCUGCUUUCUGAGCUAUGCCUUUGCAGUCUUUUCAGUAUUCAACACGUUCCAUAACUACUGCUGUAUAUACAUAUUGUAAACUUUUAUAAGUGAGAUCAUUUGACAGGAACUGCUUUUACAUUGCAAAACCUUUGUGCUGCACAAUUGCUCAAAAAUGCCUCUAUGUUCAUCAGUUGAAUAACCUGAUGACUGACAGUAUGUAAAUUUUUAUUAAAUCCAGUGAAAUACUGUAAGUUUAUACCAUACAUGUAUGUUUUAAUAAAACAUGAAAAACUUUCA
Thunnus maccoyii (southern bluefin tuna) is the source of this 9810-nucleotide messenger RNA. Its product is annotated as ectonucleoside triphosphate diphosphohydrolase 5-like. Gene Ontology annotation, cellular component: membrane. The record is from RefSeq and is a predicted model, not a curated record. Gene Ontology annotation, molecular function: GDP phosphatase activity; UDP phosphatase activity. Bases 6818 to 8323 code for a protein of 501 amino acids. The transcript has 14 exons. NCBI's taxonomy places the organism in Eukaryota, Metazoa, Chordata, Actinopteri, Scombriformes, Scombridae. Gene Ontology annotation, biological process: nucleoside diphosphate catabolic process.